This is a messenger RNA of Diprion similis, 2447 nucleotides long. RefSeq names its product ELAV-like protein 2. The record is from RefSeq and is a predicted model, not a curated record. NCBI's taxonomy places the organism in Eukaryota, Metazoa, Arthropoda, Insecta, Hymenoptera, Diprionidae. Gene Ontology annotation, molecular function: RNA binding. Bases 844 to 1983 code for a protein of 379 amino acids. The transcript is spliced from 9 exons. Gene Ontology annotation, cellular component: ribonucleoprotein complex.
CGAAUCUGCAAUAUUUUUUUCGCGAACAAUUGGUCGAAGAUUUUAAAAAUUACACCAUACGAUUUGAGUCGUGGAUAUUCUUCACUUCGUUCAUAUUCCGCGUGAAAUUAAUUUCAUCAAACUUUCAUUGCCAUUUUCUAAAGAUAAGAAACAAUAUAUAUGCGUACAAUACAACGGGCUUUUAGCAAAUAUACGCACGAUAGUGCCGGGUCUGUAAUAAUACACGCACGUGUUAACGCGUGAAUUGCCGGCUGCACGCAUUGAGAAAUAUUUUCAACCGUAAUAAGAUUUUAUCCUCGCUUUUAGAUACUAUCGAUUAUUUGAUAUUAGAGUAGUUUGGAUAACUGUGCAUUUGAAUAUCGGCGGGAAAUAUUUCGAAAAAUCAAAGUGCGUUACUUUGUUCCUUGUUCGAAACGGGGAUCCGGGCAAAUCGUCGCGAAACUGUUUCAUUGAUUAAACCUUCAUUCGCGGGUAACAUUGUACAAUUUACAAACCUUGUUCGCGUUAUUGAAAUUACGCGCCAAUUUGGAUGAAUUGUUAACUCUUUGUUAAUACUAUCAAAUUUAAUACGACAACCGGUCAUUCUAUCGCCGCAACAAACCACUUUAAUACGAUUUACUACCUGCUCUGUUACAACUAUUAAAAAAAAAAGCAAUUAAACCUACGUUCUGUUCUACUACGCUAAACAUCAUCCUUCAACCACUGAUUUUCAACGUUAACUACUGAUUUGCGCUAGCUAGAUAGCAAAAGCAGCUCAAGCAAACUUUGAAAACAAAAGAAAAAAAAAAAAGAAAAAAAAGAACGAAGAAGUAAAAGCUGAAAACAAAAGGGCAACAGAUUGCAAUGAUGGCGAACGGAAUGGAUACAGUCGUGCAACAGAAUGGCAAUUCGGCGCUGGGUCAGACGUCGCAGGAGGAAUCGAAGACGAAUUUGAUCGUCAAUUACCUGCCACAGACGAUGACGCAGGAGGAAAUUCGCUCCUUGUUCUCUAGCAUCGGUGAAGUCGAGAGCUGCAAGCUCAUCAGAGAUAAACUUACCGAUGUUUGUAUGGUUGCAGGCCAGAGUUUGGGCUAUGGCUUUGUAAACUAUCAUCGGCCCGAGGAUGCAGAGAAAGCCAUCAACACCCUCAACGGCCUCCGUUUGCAGAACAAAACUAUCAAGGUUUCGUAUGCGCGGCCGAGUAGCGAGGCGAUCAAAGGUGCGAAUCUGUACGUAAGCGGAUUGCCAAAAAAUAUGGCUCAGCAGGAUCUUGAGAAUCUCUUCAGUCCUUACGGUCGGAUCAUAACCUCGCGUAUACUGUGCGACAACAUGAGCGUACGACAGUUUGUGACUGGCGGCGGAGACAAUUUGCCCGGCCUGUCAAAAGGUGUCGGGUUCAUCCGUUUCGAUCAACGGGUUGAGGCAGAGCGGGCGAUCCAAGAAUUAAAUGGAACUAUUCCGAAAGGCUCGACCGAACCUAUCACCGUGAAGUUUGCGAACAACCCGAGCAACAACAACAAGGCAAUACCGCCGCUAGCCGCCUAUUUGACACCCCAGGCAACCCGUCGUUUUGGUGGCCCGAUUCACCAUCCAACUGGCCGCUUCAGGUACAUUCCACUGUCGCCACUAUCCAGCACUGGCAAGACCAUGCUUGCCAUUAACAAAGGCUUACAGAGUAGGUACAGCCCGCUGGCGGGUGACCUUUUGGCGAACUCGAUGCUGCCCGGAAACGCGAUGAACGGUUCGGGAUGGUGCAUUUUCGUCUACAACCUGGCACCGGAGACGGAAGAGAACGUCUUGUGGCAGCUAUUCGGUCCAUUCGGCGCCGUCCAAUCAGUAAAGGUCAUAAGGGACCUGCAAACAAACAAAUGCAAGGGUUUCGGCUUUGUAACGAUGACAAAUUACGAGGAGGCAGUAGUUGCUAUUCAAAGUCUGAACGGAUAUACGCUUGGCAAUCGUGUUCUUCAAGUCAGUUUUAAAACGAACAAGAGCAAAGCUGCGUAGGAUGAAGGAAGCGAGCUUGCCUAUCAUCAUAUCCUAUUGCCGCUACAACGGCGACCACAGCCCCACCACCACCUCAACCUCUACCACCACCACCACCAAAAAAUUAAUAAUAAUAACAACAAUAACAAUAACAAUGAAUACGUGAAUGAUUUGGGCAGCUGUAUUAUUAACAAAAACAACAAGAACAAGAAAAAGCACAAUAACGCUCCUGAAUACCGGCAUAAAAAUAUUUAUACAAUAAAUGAAGGCUUACCUGUUGCACCUCGUCGUCGUUACCCUCCUGCGGAUCUAACCGUCGCAAAUAUUGUCGAGGUUGUCAAGUCCGGCGUUGAAAUUUUUACCGAAAUGGAAUUAUUAGCUACAUAAACUUUACUAUAUACACGAUAAAAAUCCUACUCUCUGUAUAUCGUUAACCAAGCCUCCACCCCACCCACCCCCGCCCCUUUCCACCCCUUUUCCAAAAU